AGUGUUGCGGUGAGCGCCGGACCGCCAGCACGCGUCCCGCAGCGCCCGCCGGCCGCCGCCGCCCGGGAUGCACCUGACGGCUGAGAGGACCACGCGGGUCGGCAUGCAGCCGGAACGACUCGAGAAGAUGAGCGACUUCCUGUUGGAGCGCAGCCUCAGCGAGGUGGUGGCCGAGCACCCUGGCGAGCUGGUGCGCACCGGGGCGCCGGACCUGCUCUGCACCGCGCUGCCGCCGCACUGGCGCUCCAACAAGACGCUGCCGGUGGCGUUCAAGGUGGUGGCGCUGGGCCACGUCGAGGACGGCACCGUCGUCACCGUCACGGCCGGCAACGACGACAACUGCUGCGCCGAGCUGCGCAACAACGCCUCCAUCAUGAAGAACCGCGUGGCUAAGUUCAACGAUCUGCGCUUCGUCGGCAGGAGUGGCAGAGGGAAGAGUUUGUCGGUGACAAUCAUCGUGUCAUCACGGCCGUGUCAGAUCACCACCUACAACAAGGCCAUCAAAGUUACCGUCGACGGACCGCGGGAGCCACGCAGUAAGACAAGGCAGUUUCCGUUUCCGUUUCCGUUCGGACACCGUCCGUUCUUCGCCCCGCACCUGGCGGGACUGGAACAACUACGGAGAGAACAGAUAGCUGCCGGUCUUCUGAAGCUGCCACAGCCCCACUGCCAAAACCUGGGAGCCGGGUUCCCGUUUGGCGGCGGCGUACCGGAGGGCUGGCCCUACGCGCCCGGCGCCUACCCCUGCCUGCCAGGCUUCGGCCACCCGGCAGCCGCCGCGGCUCUGGGCUUCUCACCCAACGAGCUGAACUCACAAAUCACGACCAGCUCAGCCAGCGAGCCUCCCACCGCUCACUCAAACUCAGUGAUGACCAGCGACUCUUCUCCUCGGGCCGCCGACACCACUGAGCUGAAGCCGGAGUUCGACAUCCGGCGCAACUCGCUGCUGCCGCGGGCGCCUGCCCCUCCCCCAGCGGCGCCCCCUCAGCGACCGCUGCUGCUGGGAGAGCCGGCGGUCAGCGCGGCCGUCGGCCUGUACCCGCCGGUACUGCAGCUGUACCAGCAGCUGUACCGGCCCGCCGUGCCGCCCGCCGUGCGCCACAAGGCGGCCGAACUGGCCCUGGAGGCCGCCGGCCGGCCGCUGCCGCCGCCGCCGCCCAGAGCCUCAGCCAGCCUGGCGGCGGCGGAGGAGCGGACAGCGCCCGAGUCGCCGGGCAGGGUGCCGCCGGCGCACCACGCCGCCCCCGCCCCCGCCCCCGCCCCAGCUGCACACACCUCCCCAGCGGGCGGCUCUACAUCGUCCCAGUCAGCGUCUCCCGCCCCCGCCCCCGCCCCCGCCUCCGCUACCUCCUCAGCGGCGACCUCCAAAGCGUCCAGCCGCGCCGCAGUGUGGCGACCUUAUUAAUCGAGCCGUCCGAAAUCUCGCGUCUCACUGUUCCGCCCUGCGCCGCUUCCGAGUGUAGUUCCUACCUUCGACCCCGCUCCUACCCUCCUGUUGUUCCGACAUGUGGAUAAUGCUGGGUUCACAGCACCAAGCCAGAUUCCUAUCAGCUGUUCGUACCCCUCAUGUGAUGCACGGUAUUUGAAAGGUUCGCGGAGCAUCGCUUUUCUGCGGUGGUGAUGCGAUUUAACCUAAGCCGGCACUUUUUACAACUCUGGUACUCCACGUUUGAAGAUGUUUGUUAGAUAUAGAGCGCAAAGUUUUGCUUUUUCCUUGUCACCAUGCCACCUCCUCAGCAGUCCUGAGUCAACUCAUGUUCCUACCAGCAUGAAAGCCAUUAUUUUCACUACCUGCCGAAGGCUAUUGAUGUGGCGAACCAAGCGACUACUUGGACUAAACCUCGCAGGUUCCAGUGAAGUAGGAGAGAGAUUGCCUGUGCACCCACAGUCAACAUUAUCCUCUGCUAUUGUGAGCGAAUGGCAGCUUCGAUAUAACCGGUAUUGUUUCAACCUGACUAUCCUUUCGAGGAACAGUUUCAAUUUUUAAUCGCUGCGGAUGUGUUACCUCCAAAUCGCUGUUGUGACCGCUGAAAGGUGAAAAAUCGAGCUUACGAAGGCGAUUCAAAGUGCAUGACGGUAGGAUUGAUUUGCUGUAUGAAGUUAUAUCCGCUCUCAAGCUAGGCUCUGACGUCAUUGUAACGUCAUGUCGACGACAAUGUGCGGUGAUGAUGGCUGAGCCUGCGGCGUGAAUGCCGCAGCUGCGCCACAUAUUGUCGCGGCGCUCCAGCAUCCGAUUGCCGCUGCGCCGCGCCCCAUACCGGACGGCUAUGAUAGCACGGUCUCAGGAAACUAAGCUAAUCAGCGAGCUCGUCAUUAUCGACAGAACGCGGGCAGACCCGUCUGGCUGCACUGAAAUGCCAGGCCGCCAGAUACCCUCAUACUGGGGCUUGAUACCCAACUAGCUGAAGAGGAAUCUAUUAUUACUAUUUAAUUUCUUUUGAGAGUGAUAUGCCAGGGACAAUUUCGUUGAUAUGUUGGGGUGACUGUUCACUCUUCUUUUAGGGAAGGGGUCAGGUUCUUAUGCGAAAUACUCACUGUAUUGUGUGUGGUUCCGCAAACCAGUCAUAUUUACGGCAUGUUUUUGGUGCUGACAGUCAGAUGAAGACACUAUUGUUACGUGGGAGCUGUGUGCGUGUCUGGAAUAGGCGACACUGUAAGACGUUUGUAUAGGUGUGUAUGUGUGUCGGUGUGUGUGUGUGCGGGCUCCAGCAGGUGUGAACUCGGCACCGGCGGACACAUGUUGUAUUGAUUGUUUGAAUGGGAAUAUUUUACUGUCGUCGCCACCCCUCGCUGGAUUUAUCACGGUCAGUGCGCGCGGCCUGCUUUGUCCUCGGCUGGCCCGCGGCACGAUGGCCGCAGCGCUACAAAUGUGGCGCACGGCGGCCUGACUCGGCGCUGGCCACCAGUCGAACCCGUAUUGAGUGUACAAAUAUACAUCGCGUUCGAA
Messenger RNA from Amphibalanus amphitrite, 2947 nucleotides. RefSeq names its product runt-related transcription factor 1-like. Gene Ontology annotation, biological process: regulation of DNA-templated transcription. Lineage: Eukaryota; Metazoa; Arthropoda; Thecostraca; Balanomorpha; Balanidae. Gene Ontology annotation, cellular component: nucleus. Bases 68 to 1405 code for a protein of 445 amino acids. The record is from RefSeq and is a predicted model, not a curated record. Gene Ontology annotation, molecular function: RNA polymerase II cis-regulatory region sequence-specific DNA binding; ATP binding; DNA-binding transcription factor activity, RNA polymerase II-specific. The transcript is spliced from 5 exons.